AUGUCAUCAAAUACUCGAUUGCCGGCUCCAAAAGACGAGAAGAACGAGAAUGCGCCAGUAGAUGAGAACGAUGAAGAAGAAAUCAUUUGCGUUGAGAAGUGGAAUCAAAGUGAUUUGAAAAAUGCUUGUGAUGAUUAUAUCCAGAAAUAUUUGACAAAAAAGGCGCAUUACAGCCAGUACCACACUCAUACUGACGUGAAGUUGGUCCUUGGGUAUUUAUCAUGUGUCUUUGCAUUGGGUGGCGGUGGAUAUACAUACUAUAUUCCGUUUGAAGAGUCUAAACAGUUGACUCUUGUCUGCGUUGCUGCGUAUCCUUUUUGCGUUGACGAAGUGAAGGAGAAGAAGGAUGUCUUAGCGCUUCAUGCGAUAAUUAUUGAGCGCGAUAUUAUAUUUGUGGGCGUCCCAUCAGAAGGAGAGAAGACCCACAAACUAACAAUCCACACACAUACAAAGAGAUAUUCUGAUAUUUAUUACAUAACCUUUGAAUCAUCGACCAACACAACUCACAGCACUCAAUCCUCGUCUACUGCCACAGCACAGCUUGUUGGUAAUGUCAAAUAUACAAUCGAGAAAUCAUUUGGCGCUUGGUUUGAUGAACAUGGAGCCUUGGAUAUAGAGAAGUUUGGAGAGUGUAUUGAACAAGGACUAAAAUUUGUCAGAUCAGGAGGAAAGCCUCAUGAGGAAUGA
Molecule: messenger RNA, 687 nt
Organism: Paraglomus brasilianum
Lineage: Eukaryota; Fungi; Glomeromycota; Glomeromycetes; Paraglomerales; Paraglomeraceae
Source: the annotation of a GenBank genome assembly